Molecule: messenger RNA, 983 nt
Organism: Perognathus longimembris pacificus (Pacific pocket mouse)
Lineage: Eukaryota; Metazoa; Chordata; Mammalia; Rodentia; Heteromyidae
Exons: 2
Coding region: 1-912 (303 amino acids)
Source: RefSeq, a predicted model, not a curated record
AUGGCCCAGUGGCCAGCCCAGCCGCCAUGGCCCCUGCCUGGGGCGGGCGGUGAGGCUGGGGGGGGCCUUCCUCCAGGGGGAGGGUGUGUGUGUGAGUCUCCCAGGCCCAGAAUAGCUGCUGGACACCAGCCCAGCACCCGCCAGCGCUCGGCCGGCCCGAGGCCCCGAGGGUCGGGGCCUGCCCGGCUAUUUUUACCUCUGCCUCUCUCUCCAGUCCUCCCCAACCUGACCCCCAUCUCUGUCCUGCUGCAUAGUCUGACACUGGACCUCCCCCCACCCCCAUUAUAUGUGAACACUGGAGACCCCAAUAAAUGCCACCUGUCACAUGACCAGAGUCGCCUGGGAUGGAGGGUGGGGGCGGGAAGGGAAGGCACCCAGGUGAUUGUCCCUCCCUGCAGCUGUUCCUGGAGAAGUAUGAUGUCAUGGAGAAAUGAGAGGAGAGUGGAGAGAGAGGAGAGACACCCAGAGGUGACUCAGCUAGCCAAGGCUGGGAGAGAGAGCUACCAGGGAUCUGAGGCCUUGGGGACCAAUGGCCAGUGCUCACCUGGGAAUGAGGGGGGAGCAGUCCCCUUGAGAAGUCCCAGCAGUUCUAGUGGGGGGGGGGUGCCCUACCUGGGGAGCCGAGGCAGGAGUGGGGCGCUGAGCACUCGUCACUGCACUGGUCAUGACGCUGCCUGCGCUGCGAGGCCAGGAGUCCCUGGGGAAGCCAGGCCGGCUGGAGGAAUGCUGCCGAAAGCUUGGGGCCAAGCGAAGAGGCACCCAACCCGACUUCCUGAGGUCCAGUCCCCCAGGAAGAGGGAUUGGGGGAUUUGGGAGAGGAAUGGAGAGACACAGGCCCUGGAGAAAGACACAAGCAAAAAGAUGUGGGGAGCCAGAUCCCUGUGGCUCACGCCUGCAAUCCUAGCUACUUAGGAGGCUGAGGUCUGAGGAUCACAGUUCGAAGCCAGCCCAGGUACUGGGAAGUCUGUGAGACUCUUAUCUCC